UUCGAAAGAGCGGCAAACGCCGUUUCGGACGGCGAUGGACGGGUCGGCGAUGCUGCCUGGACAUGGCGUUAGCGACACGUCCAUGCGCAAGACGCUCCUGUCCAAGCAGCAGUUGCAGCAUAAUGGGAACAACCCGUCCAUCGUCGACACGACGGUGCUUCCUGAACAAGCCAAUUGUACGCCGUGGACCCCCAAGAGUCUCGGCCGCGCCAAAAGCGCAAUCGUCUACCGGCAAACGCUCAACGACAACUUGAUGUUCCUCGAGCGCAACAUCUUCUUCUUCCACGAAUGGCGCACUCGAUUUGUCUCGUUGCAGGACGAUCACAUUCUCAUCUACGCGACGCGCGAAAAGUGGGAGCAAGGAACAGCACCGGAUCGAAUUGUCAAGUUGAACCCCAUGAUGCUACUCAGUGCAAUUCGCGUUGACGUCCAAGACGAAUCGUACGAUGCGGAUGGGAACGGACCCGUCGUGACUCGGCUUUUCCGCCGCAAGCUCCUCGAAACGGACCCACUCGAUCAGUGGCUCAAUGGCGAAUUGCGGCAAGGCCUUGUCGUCGACGGCCGCGGAAGCAACACAGACACUACUGUCGCCAACAAUCCCGAAGCCAGCGCCCGCGCCAUCUUUGAGUUUGCCACGACCAACCAGCACACGUUCGAGCUGUGGUCCAAGUGCCUCCGGCGUGCGUUGCAGCGCCAGGUCCGACAGCGCCAGCACGAGAGUGUGACGUCAAACAACAACCAAGCGUCGUCGUCAUCGUCGAGGUCGAAAAAGGCCAAUGUUACAGCGCUGCAUCCGUCACCGUCGUCGAGUUGGGUGUCCCCUGGCCAGGACAGCCGCGUCACCCUUCUUCAGAGCGAGAUCUGGUGCACGCGACUCCUCCAAGACGACAAGGAGAAGGCCGAGUCGGAGCUGCGCCGCAUCAUUGCUAUGGAGAGACUUGUUGCUCAAGUCACGGGGCCGGCCAUGGCGCUGCUCGUGUACGAAAAAGUCAGCCGGGUGCACGAGUUGUUUGCCGCCAACAGCCGCCGUGAAAUGAACACGAAGAACGCCCCAUUGAGUCAAUUCCAGUCGACAUCGACUGGCGACGACGCCACGGCGCCAGCAGCUCCCCCAGUCGCCCUCUCGCCCGACGUCCUGCACUUUUUCGGUGAUCACUUGAAACGAAAGUACGCCGUGUUUCUCAUGCUGGCUCUCGCGCAUGGCAUCUCCGAAGACAGCAUCCGCGAUGCCCACGAACGCAUGUGCCGCGAAAACGACGCGGUCGACGCGGGGGUCGGCGGAGGUGACGGUAUUGUCGACGACCUUCGCGACAUGUCCCAUCUCGGCUUUCGAGAUGCUGCCAGCAUCGAUCUGUACAACAAGUACAGGACAGCUGCUGCCAACUACUUCAAGAUGAACUUUGGCGACCCGAGCGCCGCCGAGGAAGAGGACGCGAUCAUGCACCUUCCUGUCAUGCUCCAUGUCGCAAUCGUCCGACAAGAUGAAGAUGAAGUCCGUGCCAUGGCGCAUAUCCUUGACACGGUCAAGGAAAGACUGUUAAACCACGUCGAGCAAGGGAACAAUGAUGUCGAUGAAGGGAGGAACCGCGAAUGAUGAUGCGAUCCAACGAUUGCGUCCGCUGCAACGUCCGCCCUGCGAAAUGCCUGUUAUCGAGCCCGAUUGCGAAGAUGUAACCGCAAUUGCGCGCACUUGGUUGACUUAAUGUGACUUGUGAGGGGACAUCAUGCCUUGCAAAGACCUUCAUGCAUUGGAGGCUAUUUCAUCCAGCCAUCUAUGGAUACGAUGCACGGACGCUCGAAACUUGUCGUCACGAAGAUAUUGAACAGCAAGUGCAUCGCAAGUCGAGGCAGUCUGGAAUCUAGACGAUGGCAAGUCGUUUGCUGCUGCUGAGGUCGCUUGACUGGGCAGGGACGGAAAUGUCGCGUGGAAGUGAUCGACCCAUUCCAUGAGCUCAUCUUCUGCUGAAAAUUGAAUCCUACGGCGAUUUCAUCAGGUGAGAGUCCCAUGAAGAGGGAACAUUGCAGAGGACGUGGUUUCGAUGCAUCCUUCGAAGUAGAUCUUCAAGAGCCGUCGUCGGUGUGAGAUUUGUCGAGGCUGUGCAGUCUUCACCCCGCCAAGGAAGAUACCUUCCUCGCGCAAUGAAAGAGACAUCGACUUCUUGAGCGCCAUGAGUUUCUUCUUGCCGUCUCGACGGACUAGACGGACGCGGACGGACUGCAUUUCGCGCGCGCAAUUCGAAAAUGCGUCGAAUAUAUGAUGGAAUUCAACCAAUCAAUUUCGUUCAUUGAACAAUUCACAUCGGAAGGACAUGGAGGUGUCCAUGCGCGGCGAGUUGAGAUCGCCAUUUCUCAUGCACACACUGCUUAGUUGGGACAAGAGCUGUCGUGAGGCCGUCGCUGAAGUGUUUGAGGCGUCACUUCAUCUCGA
Molecule: messenger RNA, 2428 nt
Organism: Aphanomyces invadans
Lineage: Eukaryota; Oomycota; Saprolegniomycetes; Saprolegniales; Verrucalvaceae
Exons: 4
Coding region: 35-1594 (519 amino acids)
Source: RefSeq, a predicted model, not a curated record